UUUUCAGAUAUAGAAAAUGUCGAUUGCAAUAGCCCAAUGCAAGCAUAUUUUUGGGCUGAAAGGAGACGUAGCCGGAAAUGUGGCCUUCAUAGAUGAAACGAACAUCGUUUACCCUUCUGGGUCGAACAUAGUGCUGUAUAACAUAGACCAGAAGAUCCAAAGAUUUAUUGCCUGUACUUCAGAGAAGAGCGAGGGAAUCACUGCUAUGGCUCUGAGUCCUAACGGAAAGUUCUGUGCAGUUGCCGAGAAGGGGUCCAAAGCGACCAUCACCAUCUUCGAUCUUCACAGUCUGAGGAAGAAAAAACUCCUCUCUCACUCGGAACUCCAGUCUACUGAGUUCGUGUCUGUCGCUUUUAGUCCGGAUUCAAAGUACCUGCUGGCCCAAGCUGGAAGACCCGACUGGCAACUCAUCUACUGGAACUGGGAGAAGUCGAAAAUCAUGGCCAAAAUUACCGCAAGUCAGAACCCCGCCAAUGCAAUACAUCAGGUUUCGUUCAACCCACACGACAACACUCUGGUAGUGGCGGUGGGAGAUCAGACUAUCAAACAGUUGAGAUACACUGAAGGUGCAUUCAAACAGAGUGGGUUCCAGAAGAUAGAGCCAGCUAACUACACUGCACACUGUUGGGCCGCAGAGGACAGACUGAUAGUGGGAACUGACCAGGGCAGACUGCUUGUGUUCGACAACGGAGAACUCAAGGUAGACUACAGCGUACAUUCGGAGAUGGCAACACACGCAGAGUACACUUCCAGGAGUGACACUGACGCCGGCAGUAAUGUGGAUGGACUGCCUGUUCUGGACAUGGGCAGGGGGAACAUCAGGGGGGUAGUUGCGUACUCGAAGGGGUUCGCGGCCGCAGUUGAAGGGGGAUGCGCUAUUCUGUACGAAAAGAUAGAAGACACUGGGUUCUACAAACGCGCCAAGGAGAUCCGGAUUCCGAUGGACUCUAACAGUGAGUCUAUGUCUGGACAGGGGGGUGGUGGAGGGGGAGGAGGCAGUGCUGUUGGGGGUGCUGGUCAGGGUUCAGGGGGUGUGAGUCACGAGGUGGGGGCACUGGUGUUGAGUCCAGCCGAGGACACUCUCAUUGCGAGUACAGUGACUAACCAGCUGUUCCAUAUUUCACUCUCUGGCGCAGACUUCACCCGGGCAGGAGAAGUGGCGAAAUUUGACACUCUGGCUCAGACCUUCCAUUUUGGGCAGAUCACGGGGGCAGACAUCUGUGUUAGGAAGCCAUACGUGGUCACGUGCUCCAUGGACAAGAGUGUGCGCAUCUGGAACUACGAGACCAACCAGUUGGAGUUGUGGAAGGAGUUCGCGGAGGAGGCGCACAGUGUAGCUCUGCACCCCUCAGGACUGUACAUGCUCGUGGGCUUCAGUGACAAACUGCGCCUCAUGAACAUCCUCAUAGACGACAUCCGCACAUUCAAAGAGAUCACCAUCAGGGGCUGCAAAGAGUGUGCGUUCAGCAACGGGGGCAGUAUGUUUGCAGCUGUGCAGAACACUGUGAUCCAGAUCUACUCCUCUGUGACCUUCGAGAACCUCUACAACCUCAAAGGUCACAACGGAAAGGUGAAGCAGGUAGUUUGGAGUGGGGAUGACAGCCGGUUGGUGUCCUGCGGGCAGGAGGGGGCAGUCUACGAGUGGGAGAUCCUCUCUCAGAAGAGACUCAACGAGAUCAUCAUGAAGACAUGCGCAUUUUCCAGUGUCACUUCCUCGCCUGAGAGCAAGAGUAUGUAUGCAGUUGGAAAUGACAAGACCAUCAAAGAGAUCGCCGACUCGCAGAUCAUCCGGGAGGUUGACAUGUCUCAGUCGGAACAGACUCAAAUUGUGUUGUCACACGGGGGCCGAAUGAUGUUCACUGGCAACAAUACUGGCAUGCUCAGAUGUAUCAAGUUCCCCCUCACAGUGCCAGGGGAGUGGCAAGAGUAUCAAGCACAUAGUGGAGCCAUUACUCGAAUGAAGAUCAGUUUCGACGACCAGUUCCUGUUCACGUGUGCGGCAGAUGCGACAGUAAUGGUGUGGAAGAUCACAGACAAAGAGGGUCGCAGUAUGAAAAGAGAUAAAGAGGUGCCGUUCUCGGAGGAGAUUCUGGUCACAAAGUCAGACCUCGAAGAGAAGAAUGCUGUGAUGAGUGAGCUGCACACUCGGGUGGAUGAGCUGAAGAUGGAGAACGAGUACCAAAUGAGGAUCAAAGAGAUGAGCUACAAUGACAAGAUCAAAGAGCUCACAGACCGCUUCAUGCAGGAGGUUGAGGCCCAGAAGACCAAGGCACAGGUGUACAAGACAGAGAAGGACCAGAUAGUGGGGAAGAAUGAAGAGAACCAGGUGGAGAUGAUGGAAAAACACCAGAAGGAGAUGCAGGACAUAGAGAACACGAAUAACCAGAAGUUGAUGUUGGAGUACGAAAAGUACCAGGAGCUACAGGCGAAGAGUCAGAAGAUGCAGGAGGACUACGAGAGACAGCUGCAGGAGCAGGAAGAGAGUCACUCUCUGGCCCUCCACCAACAGACAGAACACUACGCCAAGAGACUGGAGGAGAAGGAAGCCCAACUAGCACAGGCCCAGAUGGAGGCGAAGGAGGCUCAGCGGGAGAGUGAGGAGACCAGGAAGCAGAUAGAGGAGGACGGGGACAGGGAGAUGCUGGACACGAAGAACAAGUACGAGAAGCGACUCAGAGACGAGCAGGAAACGAACCUCAAACUCAAAAACGACUCGGGCAUUAUGCGCAAAAAGCAUGCUAGCCAGGCGAAGAUUAUUGACGAUCUGAAUUUGGAUAAGACGAAACUAAACAGUGACAUCCAGAAGUUGAAUGGACUCAUUAAGUCUCUAGACAAGGACAUUAGUGGACUGAAGAAAGAAAUCAAGGAGAGGGAUGAGACCAUACAAGAUAAGGAAAAGAGAAUCUACGACUUGAAGAAGAAGAACCAGGAGUUGGAGAAGUUCAAGUUUGUGUUGGACUACAAGAUCAGUGAGUUGAAGAAGGUCAUUGAACCCAGAGAGACCCAGAUCAAGGAGAAGAAUGAGCAGAUUCAGCAGAUGGAGAGCGAGCUUGAGAGGAUCAGCAAGAGCAAUGAGCAGUUGGACCUGGACAAGCGACAGUUGAGGCAGAAACUGAAGGCCACAGACCACGAGAUGAGAGACCAGCGCACCAGGGUACGUGAGAAGGAUGAGAGAAUCAAGCAGUUCCAGGCGGAUUUGCACAACACAGUUGGACUCAUCCAGGAACCCAAGAGACUCAAGGACUCCAUCAAGGCACUCUAUGUCAAGUACGCCGACCAGACAGUGUCCCACUCGGGUGGAGCAUCGGGAGGCGCAGGGGAGGGGUCCGAGGGUGGUUCCGGGGGAGACGGGAACGACAUCCAGAAAGAGUACAGUCGACAGAGGGAACACUUGGAGAGGUCGGUGGCGUCUUUGAGGAAGAAACUGUCCAAGGAUACCGAGAUCCACCGAGCAGACAACGUCCGCAUCAUGCAGGAGAACGUGACCUUGAUCAAAGAGAUCAACGACUUGCGCCGAGAACUGAAGAUGAGUCGGUCCAAGAUACACGACUACGAAGCGCAGCUGGGAAUAGCCAACAAGAAGAAUGCGGCGGCCGGGGGGUCCAAUCUGCCAGAUGUGGCACGUGACGCCGGAAUGAAGAGGUCCAGUUCGGCCAUGCUCACUGGGGCUACUUUGACGGACGAGCAAGGGCAACGCAUUAUAGAGAUGCAGCGAGAAGAGAUCGGCAGGUUGCGAGGUCAGAUGAAUGAAAUGGAGGAACAAAUGGCUCACAGACCCACUUCUGGGAACCGGCUACCGCCAAUGGCCGGUACAGCCACAGAAUAGACGACUGACCCCCCCCCCCCCCCCUCUACCUUCCAAGUACAAAACAGACAGUUCUAGGGGGCGAUGAUUUAGUUAAUGAAAAGGACCUUCAGAAGACCUUUAGCAGAACAUUCUCUGGCUAGAAUAGAAUAUAGAUAGCCCCUCUCACUCUAGGACUCAGUAUAAACUAGGAAAACGACCGACCGCUUGUUAAAACACAAAUCUGGAUGUCAAAGUCAAAUAUUAGUUGUCAAUCAAGUGGCACCAAGCCCUAAAGUAUUCUUGAAAAGAUCUAAUCAGAUUAAAUUUUUUUCUUUAAGAUAAAUAAAUGAGAGCUUUUUAACUAAAUAACCACUAAAUGAACUUAUUUUAUGGUUAGCAAAGAGAGUUUGUUUUGACGAGCGGAAAAAUGGUUGUUACUUUGUUUCUAUUUCGUAUCACUCAUCCAAAUCAUAUCCUAAUAAACCAAUUUGAAUCAAAGUCUAUAUUUGUGAUAAAUUCAAUCUCCAAUUGUAA
Messenger RNA from Symsagittifera roscoffensis, 4321 nucleotides. RefSeq names its product cilia- and flagella-associated protein 57-like. Lineage: Eukaryota; Metazoa; Xenacoelomorpha; Acoela; Convolutidae. The coding region runs from base 17 to 3826 and encodes 1269 amino acids. The record is from RefSeq and is a predicted model, not a curated record. The transcript has 19 exons. Gene Ontology annotation, molecular function: protein binding.